GGUUCGGCUUCGGCGCGCGGCUCGAGAGGCAGUGCGAGCUGGGCCGACCGGCAGCCGAGACGCCGACUGCGCUAGCAGCCGACCUUCCUCCGCGCCGAGCUCGUCGUUCUCCCCGCAGCCGCUCGGUCGGCGCGCCGCGCAAUGUGAGCAGUGCCAGUGCCGAGCCACCGCGCGAGGCCAGCGCGGACGACGCACGUCGGACAGCUCGCCGGACAGCCCGCCGGCGACGAGGCGGCGCAGGUAGAUGAUGCGCCGAGCCGAGGCGGGCUCCAGAGGAGAGCGGCGGCAGCAAUGAUGAUGACGAUGGAGGAGGAGCAGGAGGCGAGCUCGCGACAGCAGCAGCAGCAGCAGCAGCAGCAGCAGCAGCACGCUCAGUCCUCCAGGUGCUUGUUGCUGCUGCAGCAGAGCCUGGCGAUUCAGCUGAGCCGCGGGCCGCCGCCGCAGAUUCACGGCUCGGGUGUGCCGCCGCCGCCGUCCGCCACCAGGGACCACGAGUGCCAAUUCGCCGCGGCCGAGCACCCCGCCGACGAGAUGUGGAUGUACGACAAGGGAUACAACCUGUUUCAGGCCUUUCUGGAAGCAAACUCGCGGUGCUGGUGGAACGCCGCCUUGGUGGAGGCCACGCGGCAGCUGCGCUACAGAGGCCACUGCGCCCCGGGCGUGCUGAUGGUCGGCGGGCCAGCCUGCGCUCUCGAGGUCUUGAGAGCCGCCUGGGCUCGCAACGUCCUGCGACCACCCGCCGACCACCUCAUCACGUCGCUCGGUGACAUCGAGGACUGCCUGGUGGCGCCGGUCGCCCAGGGCCAGUUCACCCCGCUGCCGGAGGCGCUGUGCUGGGCGAUCCUGGAGUUGACCUCGCAGCGCCAGGCGGCCACCCUGGACACGCUGCGCUCGGCCCUGCGGCUGGGCUUCCCGCAGAUGCAGCGGCCCUCGCGCGACAUGGUCUACGACGCGCUGGCCAAGCUCAUGCAGGAGCGCAAGAUCUACCACACGGCGCAGGGCUACUUCGUGGUGAGCCCGGAGGCCCGGCGGCUGCGCCGCCACGACUCCUGCCCGGCCGCGGGCGCGACGCUGCUGCCGGCGGCGGGGCGGCGCGCGCGCCAGCAGCCGCAGGCGGGCAUGCUGAUGAGCAGCGACGAGGCCGUCACGCUGGUGCACGGCGAGAUGCUGACCGUGCGCGACGGCUCGGUCACGCACCAGGCCGUGCAGACCAACCUGGCCGACGUGAUCUGCGGCGGCAACCCGAACGACAAGGUGCUGUUCGCGCGCUGCCGCUCGGUGCCGGCGCGCCUCGAGCGCCGCCACUCGCUGCGGCUCUGGGCCUCGGCGCGCCGGCUCAGCCGCAGCGGCAGCUCGCGCUCGCUGCCGCGCCGGCCCGAGCGCAGCGACACCUCGUCCAGCGCCGAGUACGCCAGCACGGACAGCGCGCCCCACAGCCCCACCACUCUGACCGGCUUGCUUGCAGAGAAAGUGGGCCUGCUGUCGCGGCUCUUCCGGCGCGGCUCGCGACGCGCCAGCAGCAGCAGCAGCGGCGGCGGCGGCGGCAAGCCGGGGGGCCCGCUGGUGGGCACCUUCAGCGCGCAAUACCCGCCGACGGAGUGGUUCAACCCGCGGGUGGUGCACCUGCACAGCGUGGCCACGCAGACCAGGGCGGCCAGCCCAUCGACGGCGGCGGAGGAGGCGCUGCGCGACGGCGCCGGCUCGCAGGCCAGCUUCCGCGCGUGGGACGACUGCGAGGGCUCGGUGCGCUCGGCGACGCUGCCGCGGCGCCACCACCACCACCACCACCGCCGCCAGCCCUCGGUCGACUCGACCAGCCUGCUGGCCAACUCGACGCCGCGCAGCUCGCGCCGCCACCGCUCGCCCUGCUCCACGCUGCCACGCUCCAGCAGCCGCUGCACCUCGCGCGCCGCCAACGCCAAGACCAACUCGAGCAACUCCUCGCCCAGCCGCAGCGGCGGCAGCUCGGGCUCGGUGCGCCCGGCGGCCGCUUCGGCCGCGGCCGCUCUGCCGCCGCCCACGGGGGCGCCCUCGCCCGCCGCCGGCGGCCCGGGCAGGCUACACUCGUCCCGGCACUCCUCCCGGCACGCGUCCUGCAACGGCUCGUCGCCGCAACACAAGCUGCUGCACAAGUCCUCCUCCUCGUCGUGCUCCUCGUCCUCGUCGCCGCUGAAGCUGAUCCAGCAGCAGAUGGCGCCGCUGCAGGAGGCCGCGCAGAACUCCAUCACGCUGCAGGUGUCGACCAACCUGAGCCCGUCGCAGGAGCAGCGCGCCCCGAGCAGCCUGCAGAGCGUGCAGAGCAGCGUCACCCUGGCCUCCAACGCCUCCAGCACCACCACCAUCUCCGGCUCGCCCGGCACCAAGAUUUACGUCCACCAGAAUAACUCGCCCAUGCGCUCGGUCAUCACCUUCGAGAACAGCGGCCAGGCCAAGGAGCGCGAGCGCGACAGGGACAGGGACAGAGAGCGGCCGAAGGCCAAGGCCAAGGAGGAGCUCGUCGCCGAGCGGGAGGGCGAAGCGGAGGCGCGCGAGGUGCCGAACAGGCGGUCCGAGUGGCCCGAGCGGUCCGAGCGGUCCGAGCGGUCCGAGCGGCCCGAGCGGCCCGAGCGGCCCGAGCGGCCCGAGCGGCCCGAGCGGCCCUCCUCGCUCUACGCCAAGUCCGAGUCGGACAAGGAGAACCAGGCGGAGGCGCAGGAAACGACGCCGCUGGCCGCGGGCCGCCUCAAGCUCACCAACAACCGGCUGAACAACGGCCAGGCGCAGCCGCUGCCGCUCGACUCGGCUUGCCACGAGCCCGCGGCCAUGAACAACGCGCGCAAGCUCUCGCUGUCGCUGUCCAAGGACGCGCUGAGCUACCGCAACCUGCUGCGCCAGCCGCCGGCCCAGGCGCAGGCCCAGCCGGCGCCGGCCGCCUGCAAGAACAACCAGUCGCACCCGCCCUCGCCCACCAAGCCGCUUCAGGCCCUCGGCGGCUCCUUCAACAGCGUCUACAUCGACAACCUGGACAAGCAGCAGCAGCCGGCCCCGGGCUCGGAGUCCGGCCUCGACAAGGGCGCCGGCGGCGCCGAGCGCCUCUACUCCUACCCUAGUCUCAGCGACAUGCAGGUGCAGUUCACCAGCCUGGCCGCUCAGAAGAUCCUCAAGGGCUGCCCGCUCAACAGCGUCGACACGCUGGUCGAGGUGAACAUGGCCGCCGCCACCGACAAGCCCAACAACUGCGACCUCACCGUCCACACCGACUUCGGGCUCGUCUAGCGCCGGGCCCGCCUCGCCCACUCGCCCGCAGUGGCCUUACCGUAGAACGCGAGUGACGCUCUCCCGCUUGCCGACUGUUCGGCGGUCCGGAUUGCAGUCGGGCUCGCGCCUGGAGAUGGACGGCGCGCGCUCGGCCACGUCUCCGAGCGUACACCACUAGUGCAAUUUUCUCAUGCAUAUGUACACUCGCGCAAUGUAUUUUCCAAGUGCCAAAACCGUGUAGACAAUGUACGUAUACUUAAUCGAUCGCCUUAAGCGUCUCGCGGGCUCGUCGGAUUCGAGCUUCGAGCGGCGAACGCCCGCUCGCCACCCAAGCGCCCCCCCCCCCCUUCCCUCGUCCUCGAUCAUUAUUCAAACCUAACGCUAUCUAGCCGUAACUCAGCAUCAAAUCAACUGCAAAUGCAGAGCCAAGCGCGCACCUCCAAUAUAUUUGACUACGCGAGGCAUGGACUGGACAAUGUCAUUCGAUUUUUACAGAGUAGAUGGUAAGCAAGUGAGAUAUACCUCGCUGAUUAUUUUUACUAGAUCGACCCCGGCAAAACGCCCGUUUCGCCGGCCAAAUAUUAGACGACAGCUAGCAUUGCUGCAAUCGAAUUUUUAUACCGAGCCGAAUACUGCCUUUUCGUAGUGGAAAAUUUCCAAGUCCAAAGAGUUUUCGCGUUUAAGAUGGAAAAAUUACGAACAAACGGAGACUCGCCUGAAUCAUUCGAGAGCCUAGUCCUACCGAACAAGCGCAAACAACCGUGAGCUUUCUACAUUUGCGUUGCGCGCAACAGCAACCAUUAACCACGAAUACGAGUCGCAGGCGCGCAGCAUUCUUUUCUUUUCGUCAGAACUAACUUGUAGAUUACAAAAUCGUAUGGUGUUACUGUCUUACAGUUGUAACCACGAAAGCGUAAUAAUAAAAAGCAACAAUUAUAUAUCAGAUAUUUUCACGCUUUUCA
Phymastichus coffea is the source of this 4199-nucleotide messenger RNA. It is a transcript of the gene knockout, whose product is annotated as serine/arginine repetitive matrix protein 2. Gene Ontology annotation, molecular function: DNA-binding transcription activator activity, RNA polymerase II-specific; RNA polymerase II transcription regulatory region sequence-specific DNA binding. Gene Ontology annotation, biological process: positive regulation of transcription by RNA polymerase II. The transcript has 7 exons. The record is from RefSeq and is a predicted model, not a curated record. The coding region runs from base 292 to 3255 and encodes 987 amino acids. NCBI's taxonomy places the organism in Eukaryota, Metazoa, Arthropoda, Insecta, Hymenoptera, Eulophidae. Gene Ontology annotation, cellular component: nucleus; cytoplasm.